Aphanomyces astaci is the source of this 1106-nucleotide messenger RNA. RefSeq lists its product as hypothetical. The transcript has 5 exons. NCBI's taxonomy places the organism in Eukaryota, Oomycota, Saprolegniomycetes, Saprolegniales, Verrucalvaceae. Bases 18 to 692 code for a protein of 224 amino acids. The record is from RefSeq and is a predicted model, not a curated record. Gene Ontology annotation, cellular component: RAVE complex.
GUCGUAUUGCAACGAGGAUGGGUAUCGCCGAGGAAGAAGCAGAGCUUAGCCGCGAGAUGGUGCAAUUCCUCACGAACGAUGUCAUUUCACAACUCCGGACGACACAGAGCCAGCUGGAGGAUGCGGAGAGACGCUGGUCGAGGAUGGAAACCCAGGAGGAGGCCACGGGCAAGUCCAUGAAGGCCAAAGUCAAGAUCGACGGUCAUCUCGUGACAGAAGCAGACAUUGAAGUCAACUUGCGGCGAGGGUACCUUGUCAACUCCAAGUUGCACCAAGCCUGCGUGUUGGACCAACUGCUGGAAUUCCACCGUGCACUGCAACUCCAGUACCGCCGCAUGGAGAACAUCGUGCGUCUGCUGGAGAAGCAGGUAUCCUCCAUCCAAGACGCGGGCGACGGCAGGUUGCUGCAGCACACGUCGUCGUUGGUCGCUCAAGUCGUCACGGAACUUGGCAGUAUGUGCCGCGAUCUGCGCACGGGCGGCAACGCCGUUCGCCUUCCCAGCACUCGGCGAUUUCCAUACUGCAGUCAACUCGACCACGUAAGCCUCGACCUGCAUCAAGUCGUUCCAUGUUACGACGUAGCACUUUGUGCCGGCCUUGCCAAGCGAUAUGCUCAUCGAUAUGUCUGUGCACCAAGCGCGACUGGUACACGAUGCGAUGGUCAUGUGGAGUUCAUGCACCUGGUGAUGUGAUGGACAGGUGGUUGAAGCGUUCAUCGUUGCGCCGUCGUCGAAACCGACCGACAAUUUCUUGUCUGGAGACGGCAAAAAGGAGUUUGCAGGCCAAGUCACGGUGUUCCGGGGGCAAGUGGUGGAGAUCGUCAAGCAGACGAGCGUAGCUGUGGACUUGCCAGGGUUGGACGACAUGCUCACGACCGUGGACGCGCAAGUGGCGCGGUUGCUGCAUGUGCGGGACCAAGGUGAUGCGCUCAUGCAGUGCGGGGUCGUUGUUUCUUCAUGACACACUAGAUACACCUAUUAUUCGUGUACUAGUAGUACUACAGUAUAUCGGUACUAGUACUAUUAUUGGUACUACCGUAUUGAUUUUGCCUUAUCGAGUUGUACCCAAAUUACGAUAUGGUGACGCUGUUGUACCCAAAAGUCGCC